AGAGAUGUGUCGGAGCAACCAAAACUCGAUUCUGUCCCAAACCCGCACCAUCCUUCCUUUCCUCAUUCUCCUCUUCGCUGCCGCCAGUCCUUCACCGGCGAACCCCACCUUCCGGCCGUCGUCAACACUCGACCCAAAGCAGCUAACCGCACUCCAAUCCAUGGGCCUCCCCGUCGGCCGCGACCCAUGCAGCAACCCUUCUCCCCACAACAACGCCACCGCCUGCGACUCCGGCACCCCUUUCCGCCACCUCAUCUCCCUCCGCCUCUCCAACUGCUCCCCUGACCUCGACCUCUCUCCCACUGCUCUCCGUUCCCUCCACACUCUCCGAUCUCUAUCUUUCUUCCGCUGCCCUAUACCUCCAAUCAAACGCUUUCCCUCACCUCUCGACUCCUCUCUCCGCUCAUUCUCCUGUAUCUCCUCCCUCCGCCCUCUAUCCGGCAUUCUCCUUUCCCAUCUCCAUAACCUCACUGAUCUCUCCAUCAAAGACGUUCCCAUCUCCGUUUCUUCUCCCUUCAUUAUCUUUUCCCAGAUGCAUAACCUUCUCUCCGCCACCAUUUCCAACACCACCCUCUCCGGCCAACUCCCCCGCCAUUGGCAUUCCCUUUCCCUCUUCCACCUCGACCUUUCCUUAAACAUGCUUAAAGGCCCCGUUCCAGGAUCCAUUAGCCUCCUCGAAUCCCUAGAGUUUCUCAAUCUCAGCUCGAACUCUCUUACGGGACUCCUCCCAGAUGCUAUCGGUGACUUAAUCUUUCUCAAAACUGCAUCGUUCGCACGGAACGCGCUCUCCGGACCCAUUCCAGAAACAAUGGCGGCCAUGCCGGAGCUUACUGAACUCGAUCUGAGCUUCAAUCAGUUCAAUAGCAGCAUACCCCGGUUCUUGUCGGAGAUGAAAUCGUUAACGCAUUUGAAUCUGGAGAGCAAUAAUUUCCAGGGGGUUAUUCCAUUCAACUCCUCCUUCAUCAAGAGACUCGUGGUUUUCAAGUACGGCUUGCCGGUGCCACCGCCGCCGGGGAAAGCAGACAAGGAUGACUCUUUCUCCGAUUAUGACUAUGGUGGAGAAGACGACGGCGGUGGCGGGGAGAAGGGUGGCGGAGGUCACCAUGGGGUAAAUAAGCUUGUACUGGGAGUAGCUAUUGGUCUUUCCUGCUUGGUUUUCCUGGUAAUUUUUCUUGUUUGCCUCUCUAAGAUAUAUGGAUGAAUUAGAGAAAAUAUUUCAUUUUUCUUUUCCGAGGUUUUUAUGGUUUGGCAAUUUUAAUUUCUUUUCGGAUAAUGAAUUCAGUUGUUUUAUUUUGUUUUUGGUUACAUAACAUAAUUAGGGUGAUUAGUUGUUAAGUAAUUGUGAUUUCUAAAAUAUA
Dendrobium catenatum is the source of this 1358-nucleotide messenger RNA. RefSeq names its product receptor-like protein 51. The record is from RefSeq and is a predicted model, not a curated record. Bases 5 to 1201 code for a protein of 398 amino acids. The transcript is spliced from 2 exons. NCBI's taxonomy places the organism in Eukaryota, Viridiplantae, Streptophyta, Magnoliopsida, Asparagales, Orchidaceae. Gene Ontology annotation, molecular function: protein binding.